Castor canadensis (American beaver) is the source of this 805-nucleotide messenger RNA. RefSeq names its product chromosome 13 C9orf152 homolog (gene C13H9orf152). The record is from RefSeq and is a predicted model, not a curated record. Lineage: Eukaryota; Metazoa; Chordata; Mammalia; Rodentia; Castoridae.
UGUUUGCUUUUUCCCCGGAUCUGGAUGAAGGGGUUGGUCUGCCCCUGCCCUGCUCUGCCCCACUUCUGGCAGCUGGGGGCUCACUUCAUGGCUGAGGGUUCCAGAACCCAGGCACCCAGGGAAGGUCCCCCUGUCAGCAUCCAGUUCCUGAGAGCCCAGUACGAAGGCCUGAGGAGGCAGCAGAGGACCCAGGCCCACCUUCUGGUGCUCCCAAAAGGAGGGAGCAUACCUACUCCUGCUGAGUCCGUGGUCACUACUGUCUGGAUCAACAAGGAGAGAAGGAGCUCACCGCCCCCAGAAGAGGCAGAUCCUGGGGUGCAGGGGACACUGGAGGGAGCUGACAGAAACUGUCUGCAGGCUCCUGAAUCUCCAUGGCACACACACCUUGAGAUGCAUCGCUUGGUCCAAACCUUUCACCAAAAAGACAGUCAUCAAGUGAAUCUGGAAGGCCAGCUUGUGGGGCUCCCUCCAGAAGGAGACCCACACUCACUGGAAAACAAUCAGAAGACCCUCCGAGGAACCAACAACCCAGAGGCAACCCAGCAACAACAUCAGGGCAUCAACACCAAAACAAAGGAUGUGGGAUCCAGUUUAAAAAACAGCAUCCAGUGUCUUCCUUCCAUGAAGAACCCACACAGGUCUGGCAAAGCAGCUCACUAUCCAUUUCCUCAGAGGAAAACUCCCAGGAUCUCCCAAGCUGCCCGGAACCUGGGCUUAUAUGGCUCAACCUGAAGUUUUUAACUCAGCCACACGGCUCAGCCUUUGUGCCAUCUAUGGACUCAUCAAAGAACCAAAGAGACAGAGC